UUUCAAUUCGGUUGGAAUGGAAAAUCAAAGCAUGCUCUUUUAAUUAACCCAUUUUGACGUAUACUUGGUGGUCAUGGAUAAAAGUUUAAAGCUUUUGAUUCAUCACGUAAAUUCAAGUAUAGUUUUUCAAUUUUAUAUUCUUACCUUAUCUAAGGAUUAUGUUAUUGUAGUGCGCCGGAUUCAAGAGAUUGCGGAAGCGAACUUUCAUCUUAUGAACAAUGCUUCAUUCAAAUGAAUUCAGUUUGUUCAUCCUAAUCUAUAUUUUGAUCUUCAUUGUUAGCAGCUCAAUCUUCAGUCAUGGAAAAAUGCUAGACGGCGGCUUUUUGAACGUCGGGGAUGAGCUAAAGGCGGAAACUCUACCGCUUAAAAUGGGUUCUCGAGCCUAUAAACUUCAAGGGCUAAAAUCAUUAACUUGGUACGAAGUGAAGAUCUCGUAUCCAGCUUCUAUUCCGGCUAGUUUUUCUUUGCAAUUGAAGAAAGGCGAUUCGGAUUCUGGGUUAAUCAGGAACAGAAGAUUGUUGAAUACAGAGAAGUUGAUAUUCAAGACUGAUGAUCUGGACACCAUUAAUGACCAGAGUGGACUGUACGUUUUGGUGACUGUGGAGCCUGAGGGGUUUGUUGCGAUACCCAACUCGAAGGAAAGAGAGUUCAUCAUCUUCAAUAUAGUUUGUGAUGAACUGUUGUUGGGCAUCCCUUACCAAGCUUGGUGGGUCGUAGUCUUUGUCGUCUUGUGUUUGGUAUUGGCAUUGAUUAUUCCUAGAUAUCUUCCAUCGUACCUGCUUUGUGAUCGGAAUGUCGCCAAGCAAUCUUGAGACAUUGUCGUUUAAGAUAAUGAUUGUACCAUCGUCACCAUUUUCUCACAGUGCAAGCAUUUGUUAAUUGCCAUGUAAGGGGAGGCGUUUCUGUUACCAA
Molecule: messenger RNA, 912 nt
Organism: Hibiscus syriacus
Lineage: Eukaryota; Viridiplantae; Streptophyta; Magnoliopsida; Malvales; Malvaceae
Exons: 5
Coding region: 219-812 (197 amino acids)
Source: RefSeq, a predicted model, not a curated record